AUGAUGCCUCUCGCACCGACCCCUGUGGUGGCGGUGCCAUCGAAGCCGAAGAUCGGAUUCAGUAUAGACAGUAUAGUGGGUGGGUCGGAGAGGCCGAAGCAGACGUCGCCACCGCUGGCGAGCCCGGGGUCGCCGUCACCGGUGGCGUCACCGCGCAGCCCUUCGCCACGGCCCUUGUUGAGACCGAGUGCGUUGCCGGCUGUGUUUCCGACUCCUGAACUUAAGAGACUGCCGUACUUGGAUGCUCAGAGUCAUCACCACCAGUUUCUGGCUCAUUUCCAAGGAGCUGCGUUGGCUGCUGCUUUAGCACAUCAACAACAAGGCUUUGGAGCUCCUCUUCCACCGCAUCCACCCCCUCAUCCUGCCGCUGCGGUACACAGAGAAUCUUACCAGCUAUACCCGUGGCUUAUGGGCCGGCAGGGAAGAAUUUUCCCUCACAGGUUCCCUGGCGGUCCAGACAUCCCCGGUUUUCUUCUUCAACCGUUCCGAAAACCCAAACGGAUCAGAACGGCAUUCUCGCCGUCCCAGCUUUUGAAGUUGGAACACGCUUUUGAGAAGAACCAUUAUGUAGUUGGAGCAGAGAGGAAGCAGCUGGCACAGGCGUUGAGCUUGACUGAGACCCAGGUGAAGGUCUGGUUCCAAAACAGACGAACUAAACAUAAAAGGAUGCAACAGGAAGAGGAAGCGAAGACUGGCUCUAAAUCUGGCUCCACCAGUUCGAAGCCAGACGACAGCAGUCAAUUUAACAACUCGUACGAAGAGGAUGAAGAACUGAUAGACAUGGAUAUGGACGAUUUAAGUGAGAGUGAUCCUGAAUCAUAA
Messenger RNA from Melitaea cinxia (Glanville fritillary), 822 nucleotides. Its product is annotated as homeotic protein empty spiracles-like. NCBI's taxonomy places the organism in Eukaryota, Metazoa, Arthropoda, Insecta, Lepidoptera, Nymphalidae. The transcript is spliced from 3 exons. Bases 1 to 822 code for a protein of 273 amino acids. Gene Ontology annotation, molecular function: DNA-binding transcription factor activity, RNA polymerase II-specific; DNA binding. The record is from RefSeq and is a predicted model, not a curated record. Gene Ontology annotation, biological process: neuron differentiation; brain development; regulation of DNA-templated transcription.